AUGAUAGACCAGCUCGCCACACUCAUCAACUGGGUAAGACAACACGGGGGACACCUCCACCCGGACGUGGGGAUAUACCUUGACCCGGUCACGGGCCUGUCCUUUGGCGUCAAGCCGUCCCGUCGGUCGACGCUACCGGCAUGGGAGACCAUCGUCAGCCUGCCGACGGAGCUAUCGCUGUCGUACCUGGAUGCCGUCGAGGCGGCCGUCGAGGCGCCGUCGCCGUCAUCGCCCAAAGAGACCGACGGUGAUGAAGAGGGGGUUCCGCGACGGCCAGUGCCGCUCAGCCGGGAGAUCGUGUCGCGCGCGAAGCCGCACGUGGUGGGACGCCUCUUCCUGGCCAAGCAGUACCUCGCCGGGCGCUCGUCAUUCUGGUGGCCGUACAUCCAGAGCCUCCCGCAACCGGGGGACGUGGAGCUCUGGAACCUCCCGACCUUCUGGCCAGCCGACGACGCCGAGCUCCUCGAGGGCACCAACGUCGAGAUCGGGCUGGACAAGAUCCGCGCCGACGUGGCGGCCGAGUACUCCGACGCGACCCACCUGCUCGGCACGUACGGGGACGAGAUGGACCGGGCCAUAACCGUCGACCUGUACCGCUGGGCGUACUGCAUCUUCUCCAGCCGCAGCUUCAGGCCUAGCCUGGUCCUCGCCGGGGGGGGACGUCUGCCCGACGGCGUGUCGAUGGACGACUUCUCCGUCCUGCUCCCCCUGUUCGACAUUGGCAACCACGACAUGACGGCCGAGGUCAGGAGGGUAAAUUGCGAGCUGCGCGUGGGCCGCGACUUCGAACCUGGGCACCAGGUCUUCAACAACUACAGCAUCAAGACCAACGCCGAGCUCCUCCUCGGCUACGGCUUCAUGCUCCCCCUCACCGACGACCUGCACAACGACUACAUACACGUGCGCAAGCGGACGACCGAGCCCGCCGCCUCGGAGGAGUACUACAUCUCGCGCCGACCCAUGGCCCACCGCAGCUCCGUGCUCGGCCACCACAGGAGCCAGCUCGACAUCCCCGGUCUGGACCGGUCCGGGACCGGGUCCGGGACCGGGUCCGGGGAGAGAGAGGUCGUCGGCGCUUUCCGCCACGUCCAGCCCGACAUGGUGUGGGACAUCUUCUGCACCCUCCGCUCCACCACGACCAGCGACCCCCCCGCCGACGAGCGCCACCUCCGCGAAUGCCUCUUCUCGGGCCGCCUCGACCCGGACUCCCAGGAGUAUGCGCACAUGGAGCACACCGUGGCUAUCAUACAGCACAAGGUCAUGCAGGAGCUCGAGAGGCUGGACGAGACCGAGGUCGAGGUCGCCGCCGGUGACGAGGAGGCCCUGACGGCAAAUCAGAGGCUGGCUCUGGAUUACAGGGCCAGGUGCCGUGCCGUGCUGGAGAAUACACUCGAGGCCAUGGGUGAUGAGGUAGGUGCGUAA
This is a messenger RNA of Geosmithia morbida, 1422 nucleotides long. RefSeq names its product set domain protein. Gene Ontology annotation, biological process: peptidyl-lysine monomethylation. Lineage: Eukaryota; Fungi; Ascomycota; Sordariomycetes; Hypocreales; Bionectriaceae. Gene Ontology annotation, cellular component: nucleus. The transcript has 2 exons. Gene Ontology annotation, molecular function: protein-lysine N-methyltransferase activity. The coding region runs from base 1 to 1422 and encodes 473 amino acids. The record is from RefSeq and is a predicted model, not a curated record.